UAACACAGACUUCACACCCACUGGUGCAGACAUUUCACCUUGUUCACAACAUAUUUUGGACUGCAGAGAGACUCGGACACACUUAAGGCAUCAGCACUGGAAGCAUUUUUCUUUUGCAUGUCAUCAUGCGCUGGAUACUGGCUAGAUGCUGUGGGCUUGCUCUGAUCAGUCUGUCAGUGGCCCUGCAGAUCCGCCAGAAGCCCCGGUUCUAUGGCGUGAAACCCAACCGUGCUGUGUAUAUUUACUGCAUGGCUUCAAAUCAAGGCCAGGACAGUGAAGUGAACUGGUACAGAGCCGAUGAGUACGACGUGCCUGAAGCACAAAGAAAACAGAUAAAGGAGGAAGGGAGGUUUCAAUUUGAGGGCAAAGGCAUGAUCAAAAAUGCCUUUCUCGUCAUCACCGAUCUACAAAAAGAAGACAGUGGCGUGUACUUCUGCAAGAUGGACGAUUCAUGGGGACCUGGAACUGAACUACGAGCUGUCAGACCCAUUCAACAUGCCCAGGCUCUGUACAGGAGCCAGAUGAAGGACAGUCUCAUGGUCCUCCAGGGCCUGAUGCUGGCUGUGUGCAUUGCUGCUCUGCUGCUGCGUAGACGAACACUGUUGGAACAGAAGGACAGCAUAUAUGAGGAGCCUGAAACCGAUCACAUCUAUGAGGGUUUGGCGAUUGAGACGUGUGGAGGAGGUCUGUAUGAGGAACUUGCUGUGUACAGUCAGGCUGAUGGAGCUGAGGCCCCGUGGGAGUGAAACUGAUGCAACAACUGGACUACUUUUCACCUUCUACAGCCUCACCAUAUUAUAUGUUCUUGCUUAUAAGUUGUAAAGUGAAAAUAGUAGAGUUUAACUCAUCCUCUCAGGUGAGGAGCUGUGUGUUUUUCUUCUUGUAAAGUGCUUAUUUUGCAGUUUUUGGGUGUUUUUUUUUUUGUUUUUUUGCUCCUGCAGCCUUUAUACUCACUGUGGGCUCAUUUUUCACUGCAGUCUAAAGUCCUGCACAGAUGUUGGUAAAAAGAAAAAACUAGAGCCUUCACAUGCAAAGGAUUUUCUACUAUUUACAUUUUUAAUUUGUCUCCAUACCUGUCUUCUAUCUGCCCUUUGUAAAUAUAGCUUGCAGUUCAACCGAAAAGUCCCUGAAUUUUCGAAUUUUUUGUUUUUUAUAGAAUCUGGGAAAUGCAAACUGUUUACUUUUGGAGAAUUUUUAAAUGAAAUAUGUAGACUAAAAAUGAUUCUGAUGAAAUAUCCUAAUUUUAAGCGUAAUUUUGGUUCACUUUCCUGAUGAAACCGUGCAUCACAGAUGAUUAUUUCAGAUUAAAAAUCCAUUGUUUAUGUUUUUGCAGUUUCUAUCUCUGUUAAAUGUCAACAAAAAUCAAUCAUCAAGUAUUUCUUUCUUGCUGUACAAUUGGUUUAAGACAUUUUUAAAGAAAAAAGAGUCAUUCCUCUGAUUCCACGUUUUUUCUUCCUCUAUGACGGUAAACUGAAUAUCUUUGAGCUGUAAACAAAACGUUUGUAAUCUUGGGCUUUUGGAAACACUGAUCGACUUUUUAAAAUCAUUUUCUGAGAGUUUAUAGACCAAAGAACUAAUUCAUGAAUCGAGAAAAUAAUCAACAGAUCAAUCAUCAGUGAAAAUAACUGAGAGUUGCAACAGAAUAUUUAUUCAUUGAUGCUUAAUGUGCUGAAUGUGCUGUUUGUUUUGUGCUAUUUAAGACUGAAAUAUUCUGUCGACAAUUGAAGUGUAAAUAGAACAUUCUACGUGACAGUUGAUGUUUCAGCUGAUUUUUGGUGCUUCAGGUUUUUUUUUUUUAGAUAUGUUAAUUUUAAAUUUCAUAAUGACUUUGUUAACUUGACUAUUUGAUAUUGACUUUAUCUCCUGCCUACAAAGCAUGUAAUAAAAAAGACUAAUCUGGUGUCCAUCAGAGCUAAAAUGAGGCCCUACUUGUUCAUGUUGUUUAAUAAUGUUAGAAAUCUGUAUGAAUUUUCUUUAUACGACAGGAAUAAAAACAAUAAACACAUUUCCAUUU
Messenger RNA from Amphiprion ocellaris (clown anemonefish), 2014 nucleotides. RefSeq names its product CD79b molecule, immunoglobulin-associated beta (gene cd79b). NCBI's taxonomy places the organism in Eukaryota, Metazoa, Chordata, Actinopteri, Pomacentridae. Bases 126 to 746 code for a protein of 206 amino acids. Gene Ontology annotation, cellular component: B cell receptor complex; external side of plasma membrane. Gene Ontology annotation, biological process: B cell receptor signaling pathway; B cell differentiation. The transcript is spliced from 5 exons. The record is from RefSeq and is a predicted model, not a curated record.